AGCCAAUCCGCUUCCGCUAAUCGAACCCAAAAAACAGCGCGCCAAAGCCCCCUCUCUGUUUGUGGAUUUCGCUAGGGUUGAUUCGGGUCUGAAAUGGCUUCUCCUCCAUCGAAGCGUCGACGUGAGAAGGAAAGCAAAGGAGGAGGAGAAUUGGCUUCUCCUCCAUCGAAGCGUCGACGUAAGAAGGAAAGCAAAGGAGGAGGAGAUUUGGCUUCUCGUCCAUCGAAGCGUCGACUUACGAAGGAAAGCAAAGGAGGAGGAGAUUCUCUGAGGAAUAUGUCACCACUUGUGGUUUUCGCCCACGGCGCUGGAGCUUCUUCCUCUUCCGAUUGGAUGAUCAGAUGGAAGGAAAUGCUAGGAAAUGCACUGAACGCUGUUGAAGUAGUUACCUUCGACUACCCAUACAUCUCUGGAGGAAAACGCAAAGCUCCACCUGAGGCAGAAAAAUUAGUAGAGUACCACUCAGAUAUCGUCAGAAGGGCUGCUGCAAAACAUCCCGGGCAUCCACUGAUUUUGGUAGGGAAGUCCAUGGGUUCAAGAGUCAGUUGCAUGGUCGCAGUCAAGGAAGACAUACGUACUUCCGCAAUAGUUUGUUUGGGUUACCCACUGAAGGGCAUAAACAGAGCAGUUCAUGAUGAGAUUUUGUUGCAACUUUCAGUUCCCGUUAUGUUUGUACAGGGUGGUAAAGAUGGACUCUGCCCAUUGGAUAGGCUGGCCACUGUCCAAAAGAAGAUGAAAUCCGACAAUGCGCUGCAUGUGAUUGAUGGUGGAGACCAUUCUUUCAAGAUUGGGAAAAAGUUUCUGCAGUCAAGCGGAUCAAGCCAAGCCGAAGCUGAAGAACAAGCUGUUAAAGCAAUUGCAGAGUUCAUCUCCAAAUCAAUUGAAAGUCUAAGGCACAUGGAUUCACAACUAGAGGCAUUGGAUACGCGCUUGCUCGGGAAUAUAGAUGCGACUGAUGCUAGAGUUGUGCCAGCUUCUUCGUUCAAAAAGAGAGGCCCUGCGAAGGGUGCUUCUUUAGAUGUGCAACCAGAUAGAAAAAAAGUCUUAAAGACGAACGAAUUCGGGCAACCGAAUGAGGAUUGUCCCAAUCACAGACAUUUUGCAUCGCAUAUCGGUGUCCUCACCCGUACUCAUAUCCCGAUCAUAUACCAGGACUUUCGCCAGGUGCCUCGUGAACACAUUCAGACGGUCACAGACACAUUGUCACAAUUUUAUGAGUUUGAGAGUCAAAGUUGGGAUGCAAGUCUUAUAUACAUAACACACCGCAUCAAUGAAACAUGGAGGAACUACAAGAAAAGAUUGACUGCAAAAUAUAUUAAAGACAAUGAUCCUGCUGUUGUGAGAGACGGUCCUGUCCCCCCCGGUAUCUCUAUGGAAGAUUGGAGGGUCUUCGUGGAUCAACACAGCACCGAACAAUUCAAGUGUGCAAGUGCAAGAAAUAAAGGCAAUCGGGCCAAGCUAAAAGGACCUGCGUGUCUCGGGCGGCGCAGCAUGGCUGUUACUCGCCAUAAGAUGGCGAUGGAGAGGAAUCUUACCUCUGAUGCUGAGGUAGGUAGAGGUGAUGUCUACUUAAGAGCCCAUACGAGCAAGGACAAAGUUGUCCAGUUUCCCGACCUUGCUGAAAAACUAAACGAGCUUUAUAGUAGCAAUCCUGCUUCUAGGAUGACCGACGUUGAUGAUGCCCUUACACAGUUGCUUGGUCCUGAUAGCAGAGGGCGAAUGCGGGGUCUAGGUUGCUCCGUAGGCAAGACCGGGUUGAAGAAGUCAGCCCCUGCUCGUUCAAAGGCAGAGACGAUGACAAAAGAAAAAGAGAGCCUAGCGCAUGAGAUAUUAGAGAUAAAGAAAUCAUUAGACGAUAUAAAGGCCUGGAUUGGUAUGCAGCAAAAGGCACGGUUUGGUCAAAACCUCUCAACAUUUCCAACCGCUCGAUCUAGUGAAGCGUCGUCGUCGGAUAUGAUAUAUGUCGGUAAGAGAUGCGACUUGCUUGGUUGGGGAAAACGUGGUGUAGUUGCUCGUGGUAAAGUACACGAAGUUGCUUCAAAUGCAAUUGUCCAUACCCAACCGUUGGAUGAGGGAGCUUUUGGUGUUGUCCUGACUGAGAUUAUACAACCUGAUGCUCCUUUGUGGAAUGAGGAUGGGCUCGCAUGUACAAUUGGGGAGGCCGGUCUGGGAUCAUUUGUGCAAUGGGGGAAGGACUCUUUGAGAAUUCAGUAAUUUGAACUAAUUUUGUACUUUGUAAUGGAACAUAUUCAUGGUUUGCAUAUUUUUCUUCUAGUUACUUUAUAUGAUGUUUGGUUUGUUUUUCUAAUUUUGAACUAAUUUGGUACUCAGUUGUUAAAUGUAUUUAUAGUCUUAGGCUCCGUUUGGUUAGAACAUCAGCCUUUAUGAAUAUAAAUUUUCCUCAAACUAAA
Magnolia sinica is the source of this 2411-nucleotide messenger RNA. RefSeq lists its product as uncharacterized. The record is from RefSeq and is a predicted model, not a curated record. The transcript is spliced from 12 exons. NCBI's taxonomy places the organism in Eukaryota, Viridiplantae, Streptophyta, Magnoliopsida, Magnoliales, Magnoliaceae. The coding region runs from base 94 to 2214 and encodes 706 amino acids.